AUGGAGGAUGAAGAAAUGAUGGAUGCAACUGGUCAAGACUCUCGCCAAAGCCGGCACUCGGUUCCGGGAAAUGGACAUAGGCCGCACAAUCGAGGGUUUCCAGUGUAUACUCGAGAUGUUGACUCGAAUUCCCUGCUGGGACAAUUCUCGUUUGCUCCAGCUACGCAGACCACGGUCGUCACGACUACUACUACCACCACGACGAAAUUUCCUCCACUUCUUCUACGUCCACCCCGUCGUAUGCAAGAACUUGAUCUAAAGCAAUACCCCCUUGCAGCUACCCCCACGCCUUCAUAUCUACGGCAGAUAAAUUUUGAAAUAGGAGGAAAGCGAACGGUCUUUCGUGAGGCAGAAGAUACUACCGUGGCAUUAGAACAGUUGGAAGUCGAACAGCGAACACUUCGAAACGCAAACGGAACAAUCCAGACAAUUGAAGCAUUCGAGCCCUGGACGGAGAUACCGGACGAUGGCUCAGCUAGCACAUUUGUACAGAUCCGUGCUCCAAACCGGCCAGCUUCCCCAGAAUCUAUCCCCGAUAAUGAAGAACAACCCCCGUUGCCAGCCCCGGCACUUACAUCUAGUCGUCCUGGUUCUUCCAUGGGACCCGGAGAAAGGAUGACGGCAGAUGUUCCCCGGCCACACAUCCACGACAUACAGGGAUCGCACCCUGUGACACCAGAGACCCUUAACAGACCUCCCAAAAUGAAUCGUCGACGCAUACCGCUUAGCACCAUCAACCCUUCCAGAAGCACAAGCACACUCCUUCCGUCUCCGAGCGUGGAUCAGCGGUCGACUUUUCCUAAUUCCCGGCCUAGGGCGAGUCCUGAACUAACAUCGCUUAACGAAGAUGAGCCAAGUAGCUCAGUCAAUGGUACAGCUGUCAAUAGAAUAUCGCGGCGUGGUUCUUCGCAAGAGAGCGCCGUCCCUACUCCCCCAAUCGACGAAGAGGCUGAGCCGAAUCCAGUGAGGCCCCUGAGCAGACGAGCAUUGUCGUCCGUGCCCUCACGGCUGCACGUUGCCGGAAGCCCAUCAGCCCAUGAUGGCAGCCUUCCUAGUCCGAGCCUUUCUCCCGUGAGGGCUGCCGCCUCGCUGCAACAUUCGGGGUAUUUUGCAGGCGUGGAUACUAAUUCUGAGAUGGCCUCGCAGCAUCAGAUAGCAUCGAGGGUGCCCAUUACUGAAGGACGACAGUCCAACCCUUUUCAAUCUUUACAAGUCACCGAUACGAAACCUCGAGCCAACUCUCGACAAUCGGCUCCGUUCUUGAGCGGAUCUGUUACGGACCUCCCCGCCAUGCUCGAUUAUUUUGAGGCCAUCCCUGACGAGCUCAAAAGCUACGUUAUGCACCAACUACUCCGGCGAUGCCCCAAGUCCACACUUCAAAUAGUUGCCGAUGCCGUCAACCCGGCUUUGAAGUGUGACUUCUUGACAAUCCUGCCUCCAGAACUGGCGCUGAACGUGCUCAAAUACCUCGACCUCAAGAGCUUGUGUAAAGCCUCGCAGGUGUCCAAAAAGUGGCGUCAGAUGAUCAACGGCGACGAAAGAGCCUGGAAGGAGCUGUUUGAUGCGGACGGAUAUACUCUCGCCGAAGGCGAAUUGCAAAAGGCCAUCUCCGAAGGUUGGGGGUGGCAAGAUCCCUAUGGUCCGUAUGGCUAUGAAGCGAACCUGAACUACAGCAAUGCCCCGAAGUCCGAGACCGAGGCGAACACCUCCCCCUCGACUCCACCUUCACAGAACCGAUUCAGUGGAAUUCUACGUCGAUCCAAGCGUAAAGCGGCCACGAUGCUGUCCAGUCGCAAUAAGCAAGUAAAACGCAAGAGUUUGUCACGUGACUCGUCACUUGACGUCACAUCGGUCGACUGGAUGCAACGCGUGUCCACGGCUGAAGGCCCUUAUAAUGCGGCUAAUGCAGCAAUGCUGGCAGUGCCGCAUCCAAGUGUCAGCUUACCGAGUCUGAAAGGCCUCCACCUCUACAAAUCUCUGUACCGCAGGCAUCAUCUCAUCCGGAGAAACUGGAUGUUUGAAGACACAAAGCCCCAGCAUCUUGCUUUCCGUGCGCAUGACACGCACGUUGUCACCUGUCUUCAAUUCGACAACGACAAGAUCUUGACGGGCAGCGAUGAUAACAACAUCAACGUCUACGAGACCCGGACUGGCAUCCUCAGGGCAAUACUGACGGGCCACGAAGGCGGGGUUUGGGCCCUGCAGUAUGAAGGGAACACACUUGUUUCCGGCUCGACCGACCGGUCGGUUCGUGUGUGGAACAUCCAAGACGCGCGUGAGACUCAGGUUUUCCGUGGACACACAUCAACCGUGCGGUGCCUGCAAAUCGUCACGCCGGUCAAGGUCGGCGAGAAUGCGGAGGGGAAGCCCAUCAUGAUGCCUAAGCAGCCCCUCAUUAUAACCGGCUCCCGCGACUCGACGCUCCGUGUAUGGAAACUUCCACGGCCCGGAGAUCCAGAAUUCAUCCAGGCUGAGAACGACAAUGACGCCGAUAACUGUCCUUAUUUUGUGCGGACACUGACUGGCCAUCAGCACUCGGUGCGAGCAAUAGCCGCCCAUGCAGAUACUUUGGUCAGUGGCAGCUACGACUGCACCGUCCGCGUCUGGAAGAUCUCCACGGGCGAGACGAUCCACCGUCUCCAGGGCCACACACAAAAAGUCUAUAGCGUUGUCCUCGACCAUGCUCGCAACCGCUGCAUAAGUGGAUCCAUGGACUAUAUGGUGCGUAUCUGGGAUCUCAAUACAGGCUCCCUGAAGUACACCUUGGAAGGCCACACCUCUCUAGUAGGUUUGCUAGACUUGAAUUGCGACAAGCUUGUUUCCGCUGCCGCCGACUCAACCUUAAGGAUCUGGGAUCCCGAGAAUGGCCAGUGCAAAGCCACGCUGAGUGCACAUACAGGCGCCAUCACCUGCUUCAAGCACGAUGGGCAAAAGGUCAUCUCGGGAUCAGACAGAACCCUCAAAUUGUGGAAUAUCAGAACUGGCGAAUGUAUCAAAGACCUGCUUUCGGACCUGAGUGGGGUCUGGCAGGUCAAGUUUGAUGAACGCCGCUGCGUUGCUGCUGUACAGCGAGAUGGAUUGACGUACAUAGAGGUGCUUGAUUACGGCGCUGCUCGCGAUGGCGUACCCGAACACAAUCUGGGCCGCAGGAUCAUCGUUGAUGCCGACGGCUUCGAGGCCGAAGCCAAUAACGAUGAUGGCGACAUCCUGGAGUUGGACGACCGCACAGAUGUGUGA
Capronia epimyces CBS 606.96 is the source of this 3237-nucleotide messenger RNA. Its product is annotated as F-box and WD-40 domain-containing protein CDC4. The record is from RefSeq and is a predicted model, not a curated record. The coding region runs from base 1 to 3237 and encodes 1078 amino acids. Gene Ontology annotation, biological process: ubiquitin recycling; proteasome-mediated ubiquitin-dependent protein catabolic process. The transcript is spliced from 3 exons. Gene Ontology annotation, molecular function: ubiquitin binding. Gene Ontology annotation, cellular component: cytoplasm; nucleus. Lineage: Eukaryota; Fungi; Ascomycota; Eurotiomycetes; Chaetothyriales; Herpotrichiellaceae.